AUGCCUCCUGCCGGAGAUGAGGACGAGUUGGCCCUGGAGACAAUCGGGGAGAAUGAUCCUCGCGUCAAGAAGCUUCAGGAGAUCGCCUGGGGAUUGCAGAGCGUGACGAACCGGCCCGGGAAUCGACUCCCGGAGGACGCCAAGCGUGCGGCUUACCGCGUCACCAGCAGGGCGAUCGCUUUGUGCACGAAUGCGGAGUAUGUGGAGGUAGAUGACUUCGUGAAGCGUGCUGCUGCCCUCACAAAGGAGAUUGAGGACAAAAAGAAAGAGCUGCAGGAACUCGAGGAGGCCAUCAAGGCCGAUCUGAGUGGAAAAUGCUACCGGGCCACAGGCGAUGGAGGCUACACCAUUGGUCCGCGUGCCAGCUGA
This is a messenger RNA of Symbiodinium necroappetens, 369 nucleotides long. The record is from the annotation of a GenBank genome assembly. NCBI's taxonomy places the organism in Eukaryota, Dinophyceae, Suessiales, Symbiodiniaceae.